AGAGAAAAGAGAAGCAGAUUCGCAUGUAACUUCCUUCGUUAAAUUAAAGGAAUUCAGUUUUGGGGGUAUGGAAAUUCUCUCGUAUAGAUCUGGUCCAUGCUGCCAAGCGAUGAACUUGCAGCGGAAAUCGGAUGACAAAUGUUCGAAUUCACGUCAUUCUAGGAUUCCCAUUUUCAAAGAGCGUGGGGUUUGUUAUACCAAUACCAUUUCUAGAAGAGGAUCAGUGAGAUUUCAUGAUAAUAAGGAGCAGCAAAGAGAUUUGGUUGGGUCUCUGACUGUUCUUGAAGGGUCCAAAAGAAUCAAUUGCAGGGCCUACAGUGAUAGAUACGAGGGCUAUGUGAUUGAUGGUGAGAAGGAUUUAACAGAUAUUUCAGGGAAAGAAGAAUCUGCAACUAGGAAUAUUCUCAUUCCAGGUUUGCCAGAUGGGUCAAACGGUGAAUGUGGUGCUCCGAUAAGUAGUUGCUUUUGGGAAUGGAGGCCUAAGCUCAACGUUCACUAUGAUAAGGCAGGGUGUGAGAACGUGGAUUCUCCACCUGUUGUGUUUCUUCCUGGUUUUGGUGUUGGCUCUUUCCAUUAUGAAAAGCAACUGAGAGAUUUGGGGCGUGAUAAUAGAGUAUGGGCACUGGAUUUUCUAGGCCAAGGAUUGUCCUUGCCCUUUGAAGAUCCUGCUCCUCACUAUAACAGGGAAGGAGAUACUUCAAAUGGAAAUGCUUCUUCAUGGGGUUUUGGUGAUGAAACGGAACCGUGGGCCACUAAUCUUGUAUACUCCAUUGAUUUAUGGCAUGACCAAGUUCGAUACUUCAUAGAAGAGGUCAUUGGCGAACCAGUGUACAUUGUGGGAAACUCAUUAGGAGGAUAUGUUGCAUUGUAUUUUGCGGCACGUAACCCUCAUUUAGUGAAAGGUGUCACACUUCUUAAUGCAACACCCUUUUGGGGGUUUCUUCCUAAUCCAAUAAAGAAUCCACGCCUAGCAAAAAUUUUUCCUUGGGCUGGAACAUUUCCCUUACCAGCAAGUGUAAGAAAACUGACAGAGUUGGUGUGGGAGAAAAUCAGUGAUCCUGCAAGUAUUGCAGAGGUACUUAAUCAAGUUUAUGCAGACCAUUCAACGAAUGUAGAUAGUUUAAUUUCACACAUUGUGGAAACCACACGGCAUCCUGCAGCAUCAGCAGCUUUUGCUUCAAUUAUGUGUGCUCCACAAGCACAGUUAUCUUUCAAUGAAUCAUUAUCUAGAUGUCGAAGAAUGAACGUGCCAAUGUGCCUGAUGUACGGGAGAGAAGAUCCGUGGGUAAAGCCACUCUGGGGAGUCCAGGUUAAAAGCAAGGUGCCUGAAGCUGCAUAUUAUGAAAUAAGCCCUGCUGGUCACUGCCCUCAUGAUGAAGUGCCUGAGGUGAUAAAUUUCUUGGUACGUGGGUGGAUGAGAAAUGUAGAAUCUGAAGGUUCUAUCUCACUGCCACUGCUUGAUGACUUAGUCUCUGUGAAAGAAGGUAACGUGUGGGAGUUAGAAUUUGUGAGAGAAGGUUCAAGAAAAUCAGCCAUGGUGAGAUUCUUCGGCUCCAGAAUCUCCCUUUUGGACAGAAUAAGAUCUUACAUCAACAACCCGAAAUUCAGCAGCUAAAUCUCAAUGAAACUAAGCUGUGGCACAACAUUCCUCUUAUGUAGAUUAGUUAUUAUUUGUUUGUGCCGUGUACAUUAGUUAUAUAAUCCGAAUCAAUUGUCCUUGUCGAAUGUUUUGUAACCAUAUAAACAUAAACAAAGACGAUAAAGUGAGUUACAUUUAUCGUUAGAUUAUUAUUUUA
This is a messenger RNA of Vigna radiata var. radiata (mung bean), 1796 nucleotides long. RefSeq names its product pheophytinase, chloroplastic. Gene Ontology annotation, molecular function: pheophytinase activity. The coding region runs from base 68 to 1615 and encodes 515 amino acids. Lineage: Eukaryota; Viridiplantae; Streptophyta; Magnoliopsida; Fabales; Fabaceae. The record is from RefSeq and is a predicted model, not a curated record. Gene Ontology annotation, cellular component: chloroplast. Gene Ontology annotation, biological process: chlorophyll catabolic process. The transcript has 6 exons.